GAGAUUCUUUUUUUCGGAUCCAUCAAUCUGAGAAAAUUAAGAGCAAAAGAAGAUGGGUUUUUGAGUCUUGAUGGGGCCAAAUCACCCCUUCCUUGUUGAUUAAUUUAAAGAAGCUUUGGUGUUUUGGGUUGUAGAGGAUGAUUGAUUGCAUUGUUUUUACAAAAAUCUUUUUUUGACCAGUUUCCAGAUCUUGUAAGGGGAUUCGAAGAUUGAACAUGAUUGUAUCAGUGGGUCUGUCAAUGAAACUCACUUGCGAGAGUUUCUUGAUUCUUCAUGAUGUUUUGGGUGUGUUGAAAGAACUCUGAAUUCUGAAAGAGUUGUGCUUGAACUUGCCAAUGGAUAGUGAUCUGAAAACAGAGAAGAAGAAGCUCGUGGAAUCAGAUAAAGAUGAGAUGAAUGUGGAGAAAGAAGAAGAAGAAGUAGAAGAGUCUAAGUUCUUGUUGCCUUGUAGGAGAGGCGGAUUAUCUAAAAAAACUGGAAAUCCCAAGCUCAAAGUGCAGUGGAAUGAUAGAAAUGGGGAAAAUCUUCUUCAAAUCUUGGAAUUCCAACCUAGCGAUGCAAGCGACUCGGACGAAGAGGGAUCAGAUUCUUGUAUGUGUAGAGUAAUGUAGUUCUUCCCAUCCCAUAGUAAUUACUCCCACUUUAAGUCAUUCUUUGACUCUCUAAUCCCACCACGAAUGACAGUAAUGGCAGAUUCUCAUGAGUGAUAUACACCAUUUACGCUAACUUGGCUUACCCAGU
Cuscuta campestris is the source of this 741-nucleotide messenger RNA. NCBI's taxonomy places the organism in Eukaryota, Viridiplantae, Streptophyta, Magnoliopsida, Solanales, Convolvulaceae. The record is from the annotation of a GenBank genome assembly.